UGAAUGAAUAAUCUGCAGCUAUUUGCAGCAUGGGGGCUGUGCCCAGCUGCUGAAAACGGUAAAUAUAUUUCAUAUAGUGAGAGCAACUUAAGAAAACGUUGCUUUCUUCGUACUUACUAUAUUAUGAUGAUUGUAGCACCCGGGACGAUGAUGAUGAUGCACUGCAUCCCCGGGACGGAACUAAUGGUUUUCAUAUGUCGUUUCCGGACCCCUUUAAGCGAUGGACUGAGUCAUACUCACGCGUAGUUUAGCUUCUUUACUGUGACGGUAAACACAUGUAAAUAAAAACGACUUUCAUACAGUGUUCACUGGCAUUAAGAAAUAGCUUAUGCUUCGUCGUCGACUGUUUCAACUGCGAUAUUAACGUGGCGUUAGCCGCAAGCAUAAUAGCAGACGACAGGCUGUCAACACCGGCAAACUAAAACAAGCAGCUGUGAUGGAAAAACCUGCAGAGGAAACGGCAGUUGCAAAAGUGACAGAGGCAGCAGUAAAGGGAGAAGCAGCCCUCAAACCCGAAUUCAUCACCAGCAAAGAAAAAUUCCAUGAGUUUCUUGACUCCCAUUGCCCGAAGGGAGGCGAGAACAAAGUGACGGAGGAGCACUCUGGGGAGCCUGAAACAAAAAAGGUGAAGUUAGACACAGAGGAUGUAAACAAAGGCGCCAAAGUGGAUGGCAAACGACUGAGGGGGCAGAACAAGUCAAGGCCGCACAAGAAACCCACGACGUACGAUGAAAAGAGGCUGUGUGCCUCAGUUAUUCAGGGCAACAAGCAAUGUCCUUACGGCGACAAGUGCCAUUUCUACCACGACGUUGCCACCUACUUGGCCAACAAGCCCGCCGACAUCGGUGAACGCUGCCACGUGUACGACACUUUUGGUAAGUGUGCGUAUGGCCUUUCCUGUCGCUUCGCCAAGGCGCACACCACGGCGGAACUGAAGAGCGCCGAGAACGCCGACGUGGUGAAAAUCUACGAGGGCCGCACGCCGGUCAGGAACAGCCUAAGUAAAGAGCUGCAGAAUCGUCUGAGGAAGCAUGCCGUUGAUUUCGACAAGUCGGCAGAGUACCUCAAGACGCUUAACAACAACAAGGAUAAAAAAGAACAGCAGGGCAAUGGUGCUGCAGAUUUACCAGCAGAACAGACGACCCAAUCAAAAUGUGAAUCCACUGAUUCAGAAACACUGGGGAGCUCUGAGAAGUCGUCCACUGUGAAAACUGUCGGUGCGUUGACCGAUGUAGAUGUCAUCAAGUUACGAGCGUGUGAGAAAAAGCAGGUGGACUUCCGAGACAAACUCUACCUUGCCCCGUUAACAACCUGCGGCAACCUGCCGUUCCGCCGCGUCUGCAAGCGUCUGGGAGCUGAUAUCACCUGCGGCGAGAUGGCCAUGUGCACCAAUCUGCUUCAGGGUCAGCAGUCCGAGUGGGCCUUGCUCAAGAGGCACGAGAGUGAAGAUCUCUUUGGAGUUCAGGUGGAGGGCUGCUUCCCCGACACCAUGACGAGAUGCGCCGAGCUCAUCAACAACAACACAGAGGUAGACUUUGUGGACAUCAACUCGGGGUGCCCCAUUGACCUCGUGUAUAAAAAGGGUGGGGGCUGCGGCUUGAUGACCCGCACCCGCAAAUUUGAACAGAUAGUACGGGGAAUGAACUACGUGCUGGAUGUCCCUUUAACAGUAAAGAUCCGCACCGGCGUUCACGAGAAGAACAACAUCGCACAUAAACUCAUCCCAGAGAUGAAGAAUUGGGGAGUGUCUAUGAUCACACUGCAUGGCCGCUCCAGAGAGCAACGCUACACCAAGCUGGCCGAUUGGGACUACAUCACUGCCUGCUCCAAGCUGGCCAGCCCCAUCCCACUCUUUGGUAAUGGCGAUAUUCUGUCCUAUGAGGAUGCCAUGAGAGCCAAAGAGACAGGCGUUUCUGGAAUCAUGAUUGCAAGGGGUGCAUUGGUGAAGCCAUGGCUCUUCACGGAAAUCAAGGAGAGCCGUCACUGGGACAUUUCGUCGGCCGAGCGCUUGGACAUCCUCCGGGACUUCAGUAACUAUGGCCUGGAGCACUGGGGCUCGGACACACGCGGCGUGGAAAAGACACGCACCUUCAUGCUUGAGUGGCUUUCCUUUAUGUGCAGGUACAUUCCAGUGGGACUGCUGGAGCGAGUGCCGGUGAAGAUCAACGAGAGGCCACCCUACUACAUGGGGAGGAACCACUUGGAGUCCCUGAUGGCCAGUCAAAACGUCGGCGACUGGAUCAGGAUCAGUGAAAUGCUGCUUGGACCCGUGCCCCCAAAUUUCAACUUCUUGCCCAAACAUAAAGCCAAUUCAUACAAGUGAUUUAUACUUUUUCCUCAACGAGAACCAUAAAGACAAUGUGAUUUAUUUUUAUUUUAUUUUUUUGUGGCUGAGACUCAAGUAAUCAAGUGCGUUCUGGCUAAUAAGUUAAUUUGUGUUUGGGUACACUUGUACAUGCAAUAAAGCCACAACCAAAUUUGUAUUUAAA
Syngnathus acus (greater pipefish) is the source of this 2489-nucleotide messenger RNA. RefSeq names its product dihydrouridine synthase 3-like (S. cerevisiae) (gene dus3l). Gene Ontology annotation, molecular function: metal ion binding; RNA binding; flavin adenine dinucleotide binding. The record is from RefSeq and is a predicted model, not a curated record. Gene Ontology annotation, biological process: tRNA processing. Bases 437 to 2323 code for a protein of 628 amino acids. Lineage: Eukaryota; Metazoa; Chordata; Actinopteri; Syngnathiformes; Syngnathidae. The transcript has 17 exons.